AUGAGAAGAGGAAAUGACACAUCAGCCACAGACCUCAUUUUCCUGGGACUAUUUCCUAAUAUGGGAAAUAUUAGCUACUUCAUCUACAUCAUUUUCCUGAGUUACAUCCUCACCCUCUUUGGAAAUACCACCUUGAUCCUACUAAUUUGGGUGGAUUCUCGACUCCACAUUCCCAUGUACUUUCUUAUCAGCCAACUUUCUGUCAUGGACUUAGUUCUCAUAUCCACCACUGUUCCUAAGAUGGUCACUGAUUUCUGGGUGAACAGGAAAAAUAUCUCACAGGUAGGCUGUGGAAUACAGAUGCUAUUUUACAUAACUGUAACAGGUUCUGAGUGUAUCUUCUUGACUCUGAUGUCGUAUGAUCGCUAUGCUGCUGUCUGCAACCCACUGAGGUACUCAGUCAUCAUGAACCCCAGAGUCUGCUUACAGAUGGCUGCUUUGUCCUGGGUAGUAGGGUUUCUACAUUCCUUAGUCCACACAGUGUAUGUGAUGCAUUUACCAGUCUGUGACUCUAGGGAGAUUCAGCACUUCUUCUGUGAACUCUUAGCUACCUUGAGACUCUCCUGUGAUGACACCACUGUGUAUGAAAUGAUUUUGUUUGUCACAGGAGUAGUGUUCAUCCUCAUUCCCUUUGGCCUCAUUCUGGCCUCCUACAGCCUCAUUUUCUUGACUGUCUUCCGUAUGAAAUCUCAGAAGGGGAAGAAAAAGGCCCUGGCUACCUGCUCCUCCCAUCUCACAGUGGUAAGUCUCUAUCUAGGUUCAGGCAUCUUUUUCCUCAUGGUGCCUCCAACCAUGUACUCAGUGGAGCUAAGUCAGAUUGUGUCCUUGUUCUACAAUAUCCUCACCCCUAUGUUGAACCCCGUGAUCUACAGUCUGAGGAACAAGGAAGUGGGGGGGGCCCUAAGAAAACUCCAGGCAGUUGGAUAG
Messenger RNA from Echinops telfairi (small Madagascar hedgehog), 927 nucleotides. Its product is annotated as olfactory receptor 2L5-like. Gene Ontology annotation, cellular component: membrane. The record is from RefSeq and is a predicted model, not a curated record. The transcript has a single exon. Lineage: Eukaryota; Metazoa; Chordata; Mammalia; Afrosoricida; Tenrecidae. Gene Ontology annotation, biological process: G protein-coupled receptor signaling pathway. Gene Ontology annotation, molecular function: olfactory receptor activity; G protein-coupled receptor activity. Bases 1 to 927 code for a protein of 308 amino acids.